Molecule: messenger RNA, 369 nt
Organism: Gryllus bimaculatus (two-spotted cricket)
Lineage: Eukaryota; Metazoa; Arthropoda; Insecta; Orthoptera; Gryllidae
Source: the annotation of a GenBank genome assembly
AUGUCCCUUCGCCGCCACCGCCGCGUUGGUAGCCGCUGCUGUCUCGUCUUCCGCAUCCCCCGCCCCGCCGCAUCUCCUACGCCCACACCUACGCCCUCCCUCGCCGCGCGCGUCGUCGGAGCGGGGCACGGCCACGGGCACGAUGGGCGACGCAUUUGUUCCCUGCGCCUGCUCCCUCGCCUCCGGUAUGGCUCGGAUGAAUUUGGACAAGAGUCUCCUCGUUACGCCUCACCAAAGAGUGCUGCUGCUUCACUGUAUGCAGAACCAUAUUAUUUGCCGGUUGGCAGUACUUUAGUAAGGAAAUCGUACAAAGCUAAAAGAUGGAAGAGGAGUUCUGGAGGCAUGUAUGUGAAGUUGCAUCUCCCGUGA